This is a messenger RNA of Corythoichthys intestinalis (scribbled pipefish), 1982 nucleotides long. Its product is annotated as pre-mRNA-splicing factor CWC22 homolog. Gene Ontology annotation, biological process: mRNA splicing, via spliceosome. NCBI's taxonomy places the organism in Eukaryota, Metazoa, Chordata, Actinopteri, Syngnathiformes, Syngnathidae. Gene Ontology annotation, molecular function: RNA binding; protein binding. The transcript has 15 exons. The annotation marks the transcript as partial. The record is from RefSeq and is a predicted model, not a curated record. Gene Ontology annotation, cellular component: catalytic step 2 spliceosome.
GAACGCAGAACCGGAAGCUACUCGAGCGAUUGUUUGGGGAAAAUAGUACUUUAUCAAAAAUAAUUAUUUUAUUUAAAGUAACAAUGCUAAAUAUAAACAACAACUCUUUAAAUGAUAAAAAAGUAAAGGUGUAGCAGUCUUUUUCGUGAACUGCGGCGGCUCACUGACCCGGACGUCCCGGAAGUCAAUGCAGGGCUUGGCGAGCACUAUCCGCCACAAGUGUUUUCCCCCCUGUUGUUUAGCGAAGAAAUAAGAGCAAAAAUUGUACGUUUUCGGGCGUGAUUAAACAUACAAAGGUCAAAGGAAGUCACGGAAGACGAGCUAAGGAGUUUGUGUCUAAAAAAACCCCAUCUAAAGAUAUGAACUCUCCAAGCACAAGUCCUGCUCAAAAACAACACAAUGGAGAGUCUGAUGAAGAACCCGCGCCGCAGCAGGAUUCUUCCGUUCGGCAGAGUCCUGACAAAGAAGGGGGAGGAGGAGAACGUGACGCCGGCGGCAGUGAUGCAGGAAACGGCAGCUCUGACAACAGUAGUAGCAGCGAGGACGAAUGCGACGCCGCCUUGAGGAAGAUUAGGAGCAGCGUGUCUCAGAUCACGAGGUCCACGGAGCAACCGCUACCAGAUAGCGGAGAACCCGACGCGUCCAGAUCCAGAAGUAGGUCCAAAUCCAGAGAGCCGGACAGAGACAGAGACAGAUCCAGAUCCAGGAGUCCGGACAGAUCCAGGGGACGGGAGCGCUCCAGGUCCAGAGAUCGUUAUGACAGAGGACAGCGCACUAGGGACCGCCACCGUGACGGCGAGCGGCGUCGGGAACGAGAGCGGCGGGGCCGUAGCCCUUCCCCCCCGCCCGCCAAGAAGAAAAAGGAGGAGCUGGACCCCAUCCUGACCAGGACGGGCGGCGCCUACAUCCCACCCGCCAAGCUGCGCCUCAUGCAGCAGCAGAUCACCGACAAGAGCAGCUUGGCCUAUCAGAGGAUGAGCUGGGAGGCACUGAAGAAGUCCAUCAACGGUCUGAUCAACAAAGUCAACGUGUCCAACAUUGUCAACAUCAUCCAGGAGAUCCUGCAAGAGAACAUCGUGAGGGGGAGGGGUCUGCUGGCCCGCUCGGUACUGCAGGCGCAGGCGGCCUCUCCCAUCUUCACGCACGUUUACGCUGCCGUGGUGGCCAUCAUCAACUCCAAGUUCCCGCAGAUCGGCGAACUCAUUCUCAAGCGACUCAUCCUCACCUUCCGACGCGGGUACCGGCGAAAUAUCAAGCAACAGUGCCUGACCUCGUCCAAGUUCGUGGCCCACCUCAUCAACCAGAACGUGGCCCACGAGGUGCUUUGUCUAGAGAUGCUGACGCUGCUUCUGGAGCGGCCCACCGACGACAGCGUGGAGGUGGCCAUCGCCUUCCUUAAAGAGUGCGGUCUCAAGCUCACCGACGUCUCUCCGCGUGGCGUUAACGCCAUCUUCGAGCGCUUGCGCAACGUCCUGCACGAGUCGGCCAUCGACAAGCGCGUGCAGUACAUGAUUGAGGUGAUGUUCGCCAUCCGCAAGGACGGUUUCAAGGACCACCCGGUCGUCCCCGAAGGGCUGGACCUGGUGGACGAGGACGACCAGUUCACGCACAUGCUGCCGCUGGACGACGACUACAACGGCGACGACGUCCUCAAUGUCUUCAAGAUGGACCCGGACUUCCAGGAAAACGAGGAGAAGUACAAAACGCUUAAGAGAGACAUCUUGGACGAGGGAAGCGGCGACUCCGGGGAGGAAGGAGACAGCGAGGACGACGACGACGAUGAUGAAGAUGGAGAUGACAAGCAGGAGGGCGAAGACGAGAAGGUGACCAUCUUGGAUCAGACCGAGGUCAACCUGGUGGCGUUCAGGAGGACCAUCUACCUAGUCAUCCAGUCCAGUUUGGACUUUGAGGAGUGCGCUCACAAGCUGAUCAAGAUGGACUUUCCCGAGAGCCAGACGAAGGAGCUUUGCAACAUGAUCCUG